Molecule: messenger RNA, 800 nt
Organism: Diuraphis noxia (Russian wheat aphid)
Lineage: Eukaryota; Metazoa; Arthropoda; Insecta; Hemiptera; Aphididae
Source: RefSeq, a predicted model, not a curated record
AAUUUAACCUACUUAAAGGCUACAUUUAAUCUUGUUAAGUUCAAACCACCUACACAAUGAAUGGCUAACUCAUCAGAAACUGCAUUGUGGUUUAAGCAUUCGUUUAUAUGCUCUCAAGGCAAAAUGGAGUCUUUACAUUUGGUGACAUUACAGUUGAUUAUCUUUGCGUGUUCAGCCUGCAGUGGACCUAUUCAAGGUGAUCAAGAACUAAAACCAUGUCCAAAAAUCAAACCUUUCAAUAAAGUCAACAUAGAUCAGUUACUGGGAAAAUGGUUUUUGGCUAUUAUGGUAAUUGAAUCAGAACAUGAAGAGUUUGUCGAGGAUGGCGUUUGCAUUCAUGGUGAACUCUUACGAUAUAAUAAAACCACAUUGAGACAAGUAUGGAACAUUGAUAAUCCAUUAUUAAUCGGCGAUCAUAGUGCUGUAAUAGAAUUGCCAACAAUAGAAACCGAAGUAGGAAUUUGGUCAAUACAAAGUCCACUAGGAGGAGAUAUAACGGCAACUAUUAUUGAUGCAGAUCCUGAUACACAUUUAAUAUUGGCCUUCUGUGGUAAAAAAGGAUCAGAAAUAUUACAUAUGUGGACUGUAGUUGUUACACGUCAAAAUGGAAUUGCAGCACCAGAAACCUUAAGACUGUCAGCUAUUUUGGUCAAACAUGGUUAUAAUCCAAUGGCAAGUAAAAUUAUAAGUUGGAAAAAUUGUCCGAUUUACACAAUGAUACCUUAAGUAUUAACAGAUAUUUAAUGUGAUUUUAACUAAUUAAUUAAUACAGAAAUAAACAAAAAUACUGAAUUAUACGA